UGUUGUCAUGGAGGAGGUUUUCAUCCUCGACCCAGUCCAAGGGGUACCAAGCCCCCUUGUCAAGCGACAGAUGGACCAGGCCAUGUCCAGCUUGGUGACCAUGAGGAGAGUAUUAUGCAGGGUGGGAAAGGUGCAAGCCAAGGAAACGACGGUGACGGUAGGACGUUUGGAGGGGAAGAGUUCGUAUCGAAGAUGGCAGAUUACAGAUGUGAGGCGAUCGUUUGCCGGCAACACAGUCACGAUCGAUGGGCUUACGAAGAAUGGCUGGAGAUGGAGAAUGCCUCCUUUGUGUGAGCAGGUCACGUUCAGACGGACUGGUGCAGUGGAUUCAGAAUCAAGACAGCUAUGUCAAAUGUCACAUUUUGUUCCUGCAGUAAAGAAGCCAGCGUCGCUCGAAGGGUUAAUGAUCAGACGAAGUGGGGCAUGCAGCCGGUCCCAGAUACAUAGCUGGUCACCGAAAAUGUUGUCAUUGAAGCGUUUGAUCCGCUGCUUGUCUAUGGAUGCCAUUGCCAACGUAAAUGGACAAAGUGUACCAUAUGUAGCAGACCAAGAAGAUUAUUCAUUUGAGGCAACUAAAGGAGCUGCUCUUCGUGCUCGCAAGACUGCCUCUGGGCUCCUGUGCUUUCACUGUGACCAUCAUGUAGUUGAGCUUCCACCUGGUCAUCGCUUCCCUAUGACGAAGUAUAGGCGAACCCGACAUACCCUAGAGGGCGACAGGUCCUUGAUGGGGCUCAUAACCAUAUUCAAGGCUCCUAAGGCGUCUGUUGGUGAACUGCAUCAUGUACAUGUUCCCGAAUAUGUGAAGAAGGUUCUGGAAGGGAAACUCACUAAACGUGAGCAGUCAAAAAUAGGACUUCCAUGGAGUCAAUCUCUGGUUGAUCGAUCUUUGGCAGCUGUUGGGAGAACGACUCCAGCGGCAUCCAGUACCAAUGGAGCAGCUGCAGUACCGGUCACCGCAGGGAUCCUCCCCGCCUGUCCGGUCCAAGGGGACCACGAGACUUUGGCAGCUUACCUUCAGCGGGUGCAGGCAUUCACAGAUGCCGUCGCCACAGCAAAGGCACAGCAAGAGGCAGCAGAAGCAGAACGUCAGAGGCUUGCCAAUGAGGCGGCAGCCCAAGCUCAGCGGACUGCUGAGGCUGACGCAACGGCUCGAGACAAGCGGAACACCGCCAGUGCUGAGUCCUUGAUUCAGAAUGAGAGUCAGUGGACAGCACUACUCCAAGUCUUGACCUUUGUGCCUACGCAAGCGGAUCCGACACCGGCGGAAGCGGAAAGCAGUAACCUGUCUAACCUGAUGCUGGUGCAUGAUGAGGGCAGUAAUGUGGAACAACACGAUGCAGACAGUGCACGCGCACACUGGACGGCAGCUGAGACAGACUCAGCAGAGAGAGUCUUCAACUUUGACAGCCGCCAUCCGGGCAGCAGCACAACAUCAGCAACAACAGCAACAGCUGUUGGCAUCCACUAUCACACGCGUCAACAGCAUCGAGGCUACGCCCUCAGCAGCACCAGGCUGCACGACGGACAUAGCGAAGCAACUCGGAGAGGGCAUGCCGUCAACAUCAUCGGCGACCUGGGUGACUUUACCAGUCCGGCCACGAUCAGCAGCACGGUGGCCGCCAUCAAGACGGACAUCACCAAACUGCAGUCACGACCGGAAGCUGCCUCGAAAGCAUACAAGAUGCCACGCUUCAACAUCAGCAAGUUUCACGACUACAACAAAACGGAUGCAUUGGCAUGGUGGCAAGCCUCCGUCACCGAAGCAGCCUGCCACCACGUGCCGGAUGGCCUGAUGAUGACAGCACUAUCUCCAACUCAUUGGAGGAGCACAGGCAUUCAUGAAUCACACAGCGGCCAAUCUGGGAACCACCAUCGCCAACCUGCACACACACAUCACGUGGGAGCAGCUCGAGCAAAUGUGGCACACUCGAUUCAUGGUCCGGAAUGUAGUAAAGGCUGCCAUGAACGACGUCUACUUCAGAUCGCAAGGGAACAUGUCAACACGAGACUGGAUGAUCAAGUGGCACAAGAUAGUAACCACUCCUGGUUUCGACUUAAGUUUCCCAAACCUGCGAUCCGAAUCCUUUUCGCGAUCAUGCGCAGGAUUGUGGUCGGCACUUGGUAACGAGUAUGACUAUGGCCAUCCUUGACCGUGCUAACCUGGUCAUCCAAACGGAUGACAAGGCCGCCAACGAAAGGCAGUCCCAACCGCAAUAUGUGGCUAAGCAAG
Molecule: messenger RNA, 2230 nt
Organism: Chara braunii
Lineage: Eukaryota; Viridiplantae; Streptophyta; Charophyceae; Charales; Characeae
Source: the annotation of a GenBank genome assembly